AUGAGAGAAGUUUGCAUUGUUUGUUUCGUCGUCUGCUCUGGAGUUUAUCUUGCCCGAAAUGUGACGAAAAAGCCGCCGUUGAGUGCGUGCACAAAUCCUUGCAACAACAUCACAACAGUAUAUUUCAAUGAACAUUUAAUUUUUCUAACUCAACAAAACUCACAAACAGCAUGCAAUCCAAAUAAUCUGGCCACCCUACCAACAGCAGACCUCCAUGAUGUCACAAAUUCAUUACAACUUCAUGAACUGAUACAGUUUUUGCACCAAAAAAGUGACAUCCUGUUGAACGAACUCACUCUAGCCCUACCGACACCCCCCGGCAGUGAUGUGGACUCUUUUGAGCAAUACGAACUUGGGAGUUCCUGCCUGCUGAGGUGCAAUGUGUCGCACAGGUCCGUCAAAGAGAAAGGCAACAUCAGCUGGUCCUUCAAUGAGAAGCAGAUCGUCCCAGAUGCUUGGUCAUUUGGUCAUCACGAGAAAUGUGACGUCAUGAUGAACGAUAGCAGAUCAGGGGAAGUGAUGAACGCUGCCAGAGUUUUAAUAUUACAAAGUCGUCUGUGUGGUGUUGGGAUGAAAAUUGACAACGAAUUGAAGCAACAGAAAAAAAAACGUUUAACUGAUAUGCAGCUUGAAACAUGUUUCCCAUUGUUAGCUCAUCCUAUUUUUCCGAUUCAAUUUAAAAAAUAUUGA
Messenger RNA from Helobdella robusta, 690 nucleotides. RefSeq lists its product as hypothetical. NCBI's taxonomy places the organism in Eukaryota, Metazoa, Annelida, Clitellata, Rhynchobdellida, Glossiphoniidae. The transcript is spliced from 6 exons. The coding region runs from base 1 to 690 and encodes 229 amino acids. The record is from RefSeq and is a predicted model, not a curated record.